Trichophyton rubrum CBS 118892 is the source of this 453-nucleotide messenger RNA. RefSeq lists its product as uncharacterized. NCBI's taxonomy places the organism in Eukaryota, Fungi, Ascomycota, Eurotiomycetes, Onygenales, Arthrodermataceae. Bases 1 to 453 code for a protein of 150 amino acids. The record is from RefSeq and is a predicted model, not a curated record. The transcript is spliced from 3 exons.
AUGAGAUUGGGCGAAGAGCGAGAAGGCGAUGGCUCUAUUCCCACGCCUUGGUCUAGGGAGGCAGAACCUACGAGCACCAGAAACCCCUCGGGUAUUUCUCACGGUUCAUCAUACCCAGCCACCGAAGGGGUGGCCGAAUCAAGGCAGCAAUCGUCACCAGAGAAUCAACCAUCACAGCAGGAGGAUGGUGCCCGACGACCUCCCAGGGCAAAUAAUACUACCUUGUCGAACACAGCGCGACCGGGCACAUCAUUUGAUUUGGAUCCCAACUUCACGAUUGACCCCACGUCCUUAGACAGAUUGGUCCCUUAUCAGUCGCCCCAGCGAACAAUAAUUCAAACAAAUACAAAUACAAAUAUUGUUGAUCCAUUUAUCACUGGUGUUGUUCCAUAUAACUAUCUCGACUUUGAAGAUUUUCCACCAUUAGGUAACCUUGACUUCGAUUUAUUUUAG